This is a messenger RNA of Carcharodon carcharias (great white shark), 3480 nucleotides long. RefSeq names its product abhydrolase domain containing 13 (gene abhd13). Bases 162 to 1172 code for a protein of 336 amino acids. The record is from RefSeq and is a predicted model, not a curated record. Gene Ontology annotation, molecular function: palmitoyl-(protein) hydrolase activity. Gene Ontology annotation, cellular component: membrane. NCBI's taxonomy places the organism in Eukaryota, Metazoa, Chordata, Chondrichthyes, Lamniformes, Lamnidae. The transcript is spliced from 2 exons.
GAGAGCGGAAGCUUGUGGCGCCGCUGUAGUUGUCACUUCCGGCCUGUCGCUAUCUCCCUGUAAAGAUGGAGUCGGUGUGUGAGUGAAUCAGUGCGGAUUCUGCCUGAUCGUUAUGAAGAACGGAUAUACGUGAAAGGUCAGUGCCUCUGAAAGAAACCACAAUGGAAAAAACAUGGAAGUCAUGGACAUAUGCCAGGAGAUGGCUGAUUGCCUUGGUCUCAUGGUCCUGGAGCUUAUGUCGAAUUUCCUUGCUAGCUUUGAUUUUAACCUUUCACCUAUAUGGAGGGAUCCUUUUACUUCUCUUGAUACUUGCAUCAGUAGCAGGUAUAUUAUACAAAUUCCAAGAUGUGCUCCUCUACUUUCCAGAGCAACCACCCUCCUCACGUUUGUACAUUCCUGUGCCUACUGGGAUCCCAUAUGAAAAUCUCUUUGUUAAAACCAAGGAUGGAGUCCGACUCAAUUUGAUUCUGUUGAGGUACACUGGAGAUAAUGCGCCAUAUUCACCAACUAUAAUUUAUUUUCAUGGGAAUGCAGGUAAUAUUGGUCACAGGAUACAAAAUGCUCUGUUGAUGAUGGUCAAUCUGAAAGUCAAUGUAUUACUUGUAGAUUAUAGAGGUUACGGAAGGAGUGAAGGGGAACCGAGUGAAAAAGGCCUUUACUUGGAUUCGGAGGCUGUACUAGACUAUGUGAUGACUAGACCUGAUCUUGAUAAAACAAAAAUAAUUUUAUUUGGCCGCUCCUUGGGUGGAGCGGUGGCUAUUCACCUGGCCUCAGAGAAUCCACAUCGGAUUUUUGCAAUAGUUGUUGAGAACACAUUCCUCAGUAUCCCACACAUGGCCAGCACUUUGUUCUCCUUCUUUCCCAUGAGAUAUCUUCCACUCUGGUGCUACAAGAACAAAUUUCUGUCUUAUAACAAAAUUGCACAGUGCAGAAUGCCUUCUCUUUUUAUUUCUGGAUUGUCAGACCAGUUAAUUCCACCAGUCAUGAUGAAACAAUUGUGCGAACUGUCGACAUCACGGACUAAAAGACUAGUCAUAUUUCCAGAUGGAACUCACAAUGACACUUGGCAGUGCCAGGGCUAUUUUGCUGCUCUUGAACAAUUCAUCAAAGAGUUAUUAAAAAACAGUUCACAUGAGGAAAUAAAAACCACAUCUAAUGUAACAAUAAUAUAGCUUUUUCUUCUGUACCUGAUGUAACUUUUAAAUCUGUAAGUAAGCAAAAGGUGAUUGUUAACUUGGAAAGUCCUUAUUUGCUACUUUAUCACCAAUUGUUGAACAUUUUUACCUGUUUUCAUGCAUGAGAAAAGUAUACUGAUAUUUCAUAAAGAGCUUUGUUGACUUGAUCAGCCAAGCUGUUCAAUACUGUAAAAUAAAAUGAUUUUCUUUUGUGUGCACUAUAUGUAACUAACUGUUAAUUUAACAAUUUUCCCUUCUGAAUCCACAUUUUAUUUAAACUCUGUGUAUGAGUUAAAUUUUGAAACAAAGUCCCAUUACAUAUGUCAGAAUUGUCUGUACAGCACAUAUGAUGUAGCUUUCAGCUUUAGAAAAUAAUUGCACAUGGACCACAAGCUGUUAAGUUUAGUAGGUCAAUUUGUUUUGAUUGUUCAUAGAAGUAUUGCAUUUCAGGGCAUUACUUUGCUGAAAUAAAAAUUACGCAUCAUUAGAAAAUCUUGAAAAUAUUGCAGAAUGAUUAUGCAUUUUGAAAUGUUACCUUUCCUGAACUAUUUCACUGACUUUUACCUUAUGAAUGAAUGUUUGAGCUCUAUUCUGGGUCCAGUGCUCUAUUCCUUAUUAAAAUCUGUCAUCUGGAGCUGUUGUUAAAUAUGAUUACUAGUUUGAAAGUCAAUUUCUCUUGAAGUUUUGAAGGGGCUAAAUUGUUGCGGAUUCUUGCGACCUACUUGACAGACUUCUGAUCCAUUUUAAAAAGCAAAAGAUGUGAGAAACAAUAUUAUGCAUAAAUUGUAAUUCUAUUACUAAAAGCCAUUUUCUGUGUAUUAGUUAUUGUAAGGUUUAUCCCACUGUGUUAAUACUUAGAUGCAGUUUAGUUAAUGUGGUUUUAAGCCACACAUUUGUUCCAGCUUUUGAAUUUAAUCUAACAUUUACAAAGUGUUGCUUUUUUACUUGUUCCCCUGAUUCCACAAAUUUGCUGUCUUUCAUCACCUAGUUUAUUUGUGUAACUUGCUAUUCCAAAAUUUUACAGUGGCCAAAAUGGGCUUCAUUACAUCGAACCAAAGUACUAAGUACUGUACUAUUUUUAUACUUUAAAGAAAAGCUUCAUUGAAACUCUCAACCUGCUAAGGUAUUAAAUACAGAAGCUCUUUUAAAAACUAUUAUUUCACAUAGCAGAUUCUAACAUAAUAUUAAAUAGCCAUUUUGCAUAUUCUAAAUAUAUUACAUCUGGAGAUUUAAACAAAGAAGUCUUUCUUCUAUUUUGUCUACUAUUUCCAGUAAAAUGAAGCCCACUCAUGCAGAAAUACUGUAAGCUAUUGAGUUCCUUGUAAGAGAAAAAGCAGUAGAGUGAGAAUAUCUGCCACAGCUUUGAUAAUACAUGACAAUUGUAUUUUAAGGGUUGAGUUUCUUGAUAAUGCUUUUAUCAAAUAAAUACUUUGAGCAUUACCUGUGUCCUACUCUGGGUAAGAUACUUUAAGUCAAGUACAUAAUACAAAGCAUAUGUAAUGAUAAAGGGGAAGUGAUGAUUUGGAAUAUGCUUUUGGUGCCAUCUAAUGACAAUGACAAAAACAAGGCACAGCUUUAUAUUCAUUUUUGUUGGAAUAAAUGUGUUUAAAAUGUGCAUCAGAUUUUUUUUUACAUCUAUAUCAGUGCAACUGACAGCCAUCAACCUCUGAAUGAUUGGAAAUAGAAUCCUUGAGAUGCAGCAUUUUUAUUGUGAAUUAGAAGUUUAACCUGCAUUGUGCAAUAAUGUCCUUCAACUCCUGAUCAGUUUCACAAUAGUAUUGUGGUCAUUGAAGAAGAGUGAUUUAAUGCCACUUCACCUAUUUAUAAUGGCUAUUCCCAUUGAAAAUUAGUUGGUACCUUAUAUCACACAUUUAGUCAGUUACUAUACCAGGGGCAUUGCUAAACAUGAAUGUGAUUUCUUAUAAAUAUAUAAAAUGCAGAUCUCACAUUGAAAACUUCAGAAUAUAGUUUUGCAAAAAUUUUUUUUGUCCAAAUGGAUAUUUGUCUCAAUUGAUGCUCAAUCCUUUGGAUGCCCUGUUGCAGAUUUAUCAGGCAUAUCCCUCUUUGUCUCAGUUCUGCCAAAAGAUUUGAUUGAAAAUACAUUGCUCCAUUCUUAAAAGUGCACAAAACAUUGUUAAUCAUAACAUGUUCAGCAUGGUGUGGAACUGAAACAGAUUAUUUGUGAAGUUUAGCAAAGCUUGGUACUUCUGCUUUUACAUGUCUAAUUCUUGAUACAGUAAGUCUAAGUGUUCUAAGAUUUUCUGAUCCUGUUGAAUUCAUGAAAUAAACUUUUUUUGCCUUUGCA